Gilbertella persicaria is the source of this 1299-nucleotide messenger RNA. Its product is annotated as Peroxin-3. Lineage: Eukaryota; Fungi; Mucoromycota; Mucoromycetes; Mucorales; Choanephoraceae. Gene Ontology annotation, biological process: protein import into peroxisome membrane. Gene Ontology annotation, molecular function: protein-macromolecule adaptor activity. The record is from RefSeq and is a predicted model, not a curated record. Gene Ontology annotation, cellular component: peroxisomal membrane. The transcript is spliced from 5 exons. Bases 1 to 1299 code for a protein of 432 amino acids.
AUGCUUACCUACAUCAAAGAUUACGUAAAAAGACAUCGUAAAGGGAUUUUGGUGACAACAGCUAUUGCUAGUGGUAGCUAUUUUGCUGGUAAAUAUGCUACUCGUAAAAUAAGAGAUCUUCAAGACAAAGCUGCUGCUGAUAGACUUGCUAAAGAAAAUCUCAAACGCCGUUUUCAACAAAACCAAAAUGACUGUGUGUUUACUGUCUUGUCUCUGUUGCCUACAUUGGGUGACCAGUUAUUGGAUGCAAUGAAUAUUGAGAAGGAUUGGGCUAAACUUCAAGAGUCGCGCAAGUUGGAAAAGAUUGAAGCUAGAUUAAGAAAGGAAAGAGAAAUAGCUGAAUCAUCAAAAGAAUCCAUAGAGGAGACAGCCCCACUUGACUCCAGUCUUGGUAGUCUAUCUACGUCUGUUCAGUUAGAAGAAGCAGAUCAUCCUCUUCCUGCUGGUAUUCUAGAUAAAAAAGAAAAGCAUUUACUUUGGGAAGAGAUCAAGAUAAAGAGUUUUACACGUAGUCUGACAAGUAUCUAUACUGUCACUUUAUUGACUUUAUUGACACAUAUCCAAUUGAACUUGUUGGGUCGAUUAACUUAUAUUUGGUCUGUGUCUGUUCUGAAUAAAAAUGAACCCACCAUUCGAUUACAACAAGAAGGACAAGAGGAUGUUGGUUUUAUACAUCCUCAAGUGGAGCGUAUGUUUCUGAGUGCAACUUGGUGGCUACUUCAUGCUGGAUGGAAAGGAUUAGCAGCUCAUGUACAAGAAGCAGUAGAAGAACAUGUCUCAAGUAUUCCUUUAAAGAGUACACUCAACUAUCAAGAAGCCAUUGCCCUUUUAGACAAAAUACGUCAUCGCAUUGAAUAUGGAGAAGAUGGUCAACCCAUCAGUUAUCGUGCUUGGAUGUUACCCGAGACAAAAGAACAAGAAGCUGAAUUGAUGACAGGUGCUGGGUUUGAAAAAGAAGAAAUCAUGCAAGAUGGGUCUCUUGAUAGACUGCUUGAUGAAACCAAGGAUUUUAUCGAUAGUCCUGAUUUUAAUCAAGUGCUUAAAAGCUGUUUAGAUGAAGUGUUUCAAGUGUUCGAUCAACAUGCUUUUGUGUCUGCUUUAUUACCACAACAGGAUGAGAUGCCUCAUAUGGAUAAUGAUGAGAAGCGUGUCUCAUUGGCUAAUCUAUUGCCUACCAUUGGCAGACAAGCGCAUUUAGUGAUUGCAGGCAAUGAAUACUUGAAUGCAUUUGCAUAUAUCAAAGAAUUACAAGCUUUUUCUGCUCUUAUUUAUACACAUUAUGAUGACCAAGACGCAUAA